Messenger RNA from Lactuca virosa, 1186 nucleotides. NCBI's taxonomy places the organism in Eukaryota, Viridiplantae, Streptophyta, Magnoliopsida, Asterales, Asteraceae. The record is from the annotation of a GenBank genome assembly.
GUUAAAAAAGUGGAGAUCAAAGAAGUUCUCUGAAAAAAUUGAAUUAUCGAUUGUCUCUCUCACGGAAUCCGGCGCAUAGCUCCAAUCUUCCGGCGGCGGUUGUGAUUGCCGGCGAGCAACACAUUCAUCCGCAAACGACCUCUCUUUAUCCUUGUCCAGUAUCAAAACCUAGGAUUCGGGGCCUAGAAGUCUGCAAAUGGCCACUCGUCACCAGCCUUCUUUCUUGAAGAUCUUGCAGGACCCAUCCGCUGCCUCUCACAUAGCACUACCACCAGAUUUUGUCCGUGAUCACAUGGAGAACAAGAUCCCUGAGAGCUCGAUAAUCCGAUCUGUAACUGGAGAGCAUUCAUGGAAUGUGAAGAUCAAAAACAUUGAUGGAAUCCACUGUUUUGCAGAUGGAUGGAACAAUGUAGUUGCAGAUAGCCAGUUGGGUUUAUGGGAUUUUCUUAGGAGGAGGGAAGAAGAAGAAGAAGAAGAAGAAGAAGAAGAAGAUAAUAAUGGUGCUGGUGAUCAUGGUGUUGGUAGUGAUGGCGAUGAAGAAGAUGAUGAAGAUGGCUGUGGUGAGAUCCGCGGGGAUGAUGAUGGUGUUGGAGAUCCUUUCGUUAAGAUGAUUAUAUCUCAAGGCCACAAAUGUUGUAUGCGGGUCCCGUCGGAAUUUGUGCGGUUGGCCGGAAUCGAUGUGGGAAGAAGCAUAACCAUGAGGAAUCCUGCCGGAAAAGAGUGGCAGAUGAGUUUUCGUUCAGAGAGCAAGGUGUGUACAAGGUACUAUUUGUCUUCAGUUUGGAGUGAUUUCUGGCGACUGAAUAACUUAUCAGAAGGAGAUGAAUGCGUCUUCAAGUUCCUGAAAAACGAAGACAAAUUACUUAUAGAAACCAUCACCAAGAAACACCCAGCCGGAAAAGUUCAGGCAGCUGAGGUGGUGGCGAAGAAAAAGGUGCAAGCCCGUAAAGUUCCGGCGACUGUGGUUUUGACGAGACCGGUAGGGCGGCCGCCGCGUGUGGAGGUGGAGAAGAAGAAGGUACGGGCCAAGAAGCCAGCUGGAAAAGUUCAGGCGGAUGAGGUUAGGGAACCGGUAGGACGGACGCCGCGUGCGGAGGUGGUAUGGAAAGAGGUGGGGAAGAGAUCAGUUGGAAGACCACGUAAGAGGAAGAGGAAGAGUACAGCUGGCCUCUGAUGUUACGUUUAC